This is a messenger RNA of Camellia sinensis, 884 nucleotides long. Lineage: Eukaryota; Viridiplantae; Streptophyta; Magnoliopsida; Ericales; Theaceae. The record is from RefSeq and is a predicted model, not a curated record.
AUGACGCAACAUCUAUCCUUGGGCCCUGUCACAAAGAAAAUGUCAAUGGAAAAAGAAGCCAAGAGAAGAGCCAAUCUGGUUAAGAAGAUAACUGAGAUGUUUAUUAGUGGAGGGAAAGUGGAGGAGAUGGAGGAGUUCUUCUCCACCCCAGUCGCCCCGGUGUGUGAGACCCCUAAUAUGGCAGCAAUUGGUUGUUUUUGGACUACAUUGGGAUCGGUUGUAUACUGCUUUGGGGACACACGAGGUAGUCACAUAGUCAAGUAUUGGGACCUUGCAGAGAUUCAAAAAGGCAUGGAGGCAUUAAGCCCUGGGGUGGUUCUAGCACCAACUGUGGUUCAGAGGCGUGGGCAGAAUCGUAUUCAUUUUUGGGCAUUGAAAGAAGUUUUGUUGGUUUUAAGUGAUGAUCCAUGCUUUCCACUACUCUUUUUUCACUUACAUGAUGAAACAUUUUGCCUGAUAUGGGAGGAUUAUGAGUAUUCUGCUGGAUGUCAGCGUUCCGUGCUUCUUGUUCAUCAGUUCUGUGUCUCCAAGCGCAUCAAGAGAGGAGUACUCGGUUUGAGUGUGAAGCCGGUGUUUACCGAAUAUUAUCUCCCUGAUGGAAUUGUUAUCAACUCCUUCGAUGGCAUAGUGCUUAACAUGGGUGGAAUGGGGGUAACUUCUGGUUCUGGAGGUAGAGCAUCUACCAUUGCAUUGUGGGAAUGGUUCAGGAAGGUUCUUGUUUCAAGACACUGCAUGACUUAUUUGAUUCUAGUAUUUGUUUUUGUGAAUUUGUUGAACAAUCUGUUUUUGAUGCUUUAUUAUAAGGUAUGUGUAGAAUCUUAGUUUUCAUUUUCUAAGUAAUUUCAGAUAUGUGUAGACAUUUUGUCUCUUUUUUUGAAGGAGUG